UAGUCAAUAAGGUUCUGAGUCCUCUGGCUAACCGAUCGUGUGUGAGCGAAGGAAUUUCAGAAAACAUGAGAAUCUUCUUCACUUUCGAGAAAGUUUGCAAACCUCUUGACAUUUUACAGGAGCAGACCGUCUUAUCAGUAAAACUGAUGAUAAAGCAAUAUUUUCGAAUUUCCUUGACAAAUGACAAUCAGGGACAUAGAUUUUUACAGCUGAUAUACGCGGGGGCAGUGUUAGAAGAUGACUGGGUGCUUGCCGAUGUAGGAAUGACCUCUUAUUCAACUGUCAAAUGCCUCUUAAAGGAGGAGGAGAAACCAAUUCUAUAUGUCUUCAAUGCUCUGACAAGGCAAACAAUUCCCAUCAUUGAGAAACCCCAGUUCUUAACAGCAACUGUUUCCGAACUCAAAAGCUUGGUAUCACUGAGAUCUGGCCUUCCUGUUAGUACCUUCCGCUUGAGUACUCAAAAGGGGACAGAACUGUACAACUGCAACAAAAUCGAUGACUACAAACUAGAGAUAGGAAGUACUCUUCGUCUGGACAUUUGGGAUGGAUGGAAAGAGUAUCUGACAGGAUGCCUGCUGGGGCACAAACAUAUCGUCCAGCACUAUCUGUCUGAAGAGGAACCUGUAGCAAAGUUCCAGCAGCGAGUGGCUCUCCACAUGGCAGCCUUCUUUGGUCACCUGGACCUUGCAGGCUGGUUACUGCAGCAAGGCGUCCGAGCGGAUAGGCCAGUUGGUAUUCAUCCUUACCGGGAAUGGUGCCAGGAAAUCGAACAUCCUGAUGUUAACAAGUGCCCGGUUCACGCAGGUGCUGAGGCAGGACAACUCCUGGUGCUGAAAGUGUUGGUGAACAACAAUGUCCUGUGCCUGGAUUGUAGGAAUCCUCAAGGACAUGACCCCCUGAAGAUCUGUAUACAGCACAGGCAUUUGGCUUGUGCCUUGUACCUUAUCGCAAAAGCAUGGUCUGUGGUUUCAUUCCAAGGCCUCUCGUUCCCCAUCCGUAUCUACAUUAAGAUAAAGCAGUGGCUCCAUAAGGUAAAAAGAUGUGUGCGCGCUAGGAAGAGGAUGACUUACAAAACUUGUGUUGGGGACACCAUUGUGGUGGAUGGUUUUACUGAGGUUAAAAUGAGUUCCAGGCCAAAGGUGAGACGAGGCAGAAAAGACAGCAAGGGUAAAGUAGCCACCUUGCCAGCGCUAAGCACUCAGGUGCCAAGUAAAAGACUCAAGCCCCCUCCUCUGAAUACCAAGCAGCAGGACAAAGGUUUGAUGGAUCUGAACCUACCAGCCAUAGGGAGCCAAAGGAAAGGAACAGCACCUGUGGCUCCCAAAGCUAAGAGCAACCUAGAAAAAGAAAGAGUUAACAUGCCCCUCCCAGCAAUAAUCAGAGACACAAACCCACGGCCUAAGUUCUUCUACUCAACGCCAAAUGCUGCUGGACUUCUGACAUCAUCAUUACUUUCAUUUUCUGAACACAAUGGAAGAACAACAAGACAGAAUGCCAUUUACUGUUUGGCACUGGCUAGCUCAUUUAAAGAGAAGCCUUGGCUGCAGCAGCUCAGGAUGGCAAGGAACCUGGCCAGAAGAACCAUACGGAGGCCAGUCUGCUGAAGAUCUCAGCUCCAUGUUGUGUUUUCAUUGACAGAGAUUAUAUACAGAUGCACCAAU
Molecule: messenger RNA, 1661 nt
Organism: Pristis pectinata (smalltooth sawfish)
Lineage: Eukaryota; Metazoa; Chordata; Chondrichthyes; Rhinopristiformes; Pristidae
Product: protein ANKUB1-like
Exons: 6
Coding region: 66-1604 (512 amino acids)
Molecular function (GO): protein binding
Source: RefSeq, a predicted model, not a curated record